AUGGAGCAACAGUCAAUUAUGCGCUUCUUCGGCGAGAAGAAGAACCAGGCUCCCCCUAGUACACAUAAGAGAAAGAGACUGGGUGAUGAAGAGGAGGUCAAAAAGUUGCAGAAAACAGGAACUGAAGAGGCAAGGAAGAUCUCCAAGACAGAAGCACCCAAGUCGGAGACUCCAGCUGCUGAGCCAAAGUCUGUUAAGGAUAUCAAGGAAGAAGCUGUCGAUACUGACACUGAUAAGGAAGCCCUUCGUGAUAGCGAGUCUCCAUCUGAGAACGGAGACGUUGAGGAUGCUACCAAGCUUGUCAAGUUGUCGGAGAAAACUCAUAUGCAUAAGAAUCUUGAAAAGGGAGGCAAGUUCCCGUAUUCUGCCAUUACAUCUACCCUUGAAAAGAUUGAACAGGAGUCUUCACGUUUGAAGAUCACAGCUCUUGUCUCUGGCUUUUUCCUUGAGACCUUGGAGCAGUAUGGUCUGCCUGAGAAGCUUGUCAAGAUCGUCUACCUUUUCAUCAACCGCUUGGGACCCGAUUACGAACCAGAUCUUGAAUUGGGGUUGGGGGAGACCCUUUUGAUCAAGGCUAUCAGUGAAUGUUACGGAAGAGCACCAGCAAAGAUCAAGAAAGACUACCAUGAGGUAGGUGAUCUUGGCCUUGUUGCACAGAAGUCUCGUUCUGGUCAGCCUACAAUGUUCAAACCAGCUGCUUUGGAUGUGGAUUCCGUCUUUGAGAACCUUACCAAAAUUGCCAAGUCUACUGGUAAGGACUCCCAGUCAAGAAAAAUUGGCAUCAUCAACAAAAUGUUGACAGCUUGUGAUUUGAAAAGCAACGAGGCCAAGUUUCUCAUUAGAUCACUCGAGGGAAAAUUACGAAUUGGUCUUGCUGAAAAGACCGUGCUUGUUGCUUUGGCUCAAGCUCUACUUAAUUAUCAGCACAAGGACAAACGCGUUUCUCCAGAUACAUUAGUUAAAGCAGAAGAUAUAAUAAGAGAGGCCUUUUCGCUUAUCCCCAACUAUGAGAUAAUCAUCAGGCAGAGUUUUGAGCAUGGUGUUAUGAAUCUACUUGACCAUUGCAGCUUGACCCCUGGUAUUCCAUUGAAACCCAUGUUGGCAAAGCCAACGAAAUCUAUUGGUGAGAUCUUGGACAGAUUCCAAGGGGAGGAGUUUACUUGCGAAUAUAAGUAUGACGGUGAGAGAGCUCAAGUACAUCUUUUGAAUGAUGGCACGUUGAGAAUCUACUCCCGUAAUUCCGAAGAUAUGUCAGAGAGAUACCCUGAUUUGGUGGGUAUCACCAAGGACUUUCUCAAAAGGACCGACGACGAUAUGUCUACUGACACGCCGAAAUCGCUUAUCUUGGAUUGCGAGGUGGUUGCGUGGGACAGAGAGGCCAAUAAGAUUCUUCCUUUCCAAGUUCUUUCUACCAGAAAAAGAAAGGAUGUGAGCGAGGGUGAUAUCAAAGUCCACAUUUGUCUUUUUGCAUUCGAUUUGCUUUACCAUAAUGGUGCUUCACUUAUAACCAAAUCCUUGAGUGAAAGGAGGCAAACCUUGUUUGACAACUUUCAAACAAUUGAAGGCAAAUUCCAGUUUGCUACUUACAAAAACUCUUCUGAUCUUAAUGAACUACAAGCAUUCCUAGAUCAAUCUGUCAAAGACUCUUGCGAAGGUUUGAUGGUGAAGAUGCUUCAUGGAAACGAGUCUUACUAUGAACCUUCCAAACGUUCUAGAAACUGGUUGAAGCUUAAGAAAGAUUACUUAAGUGGAGUCGGCGAUUCAUUGGAUCUUGUUGUGGUCGGUGCUUAUAUUGGCAGAGGUAAAAGAACAGGUGGAUAUGGUGGCUUCCUCUUGGCUUCCUACAAUGAUGACACAGGAGAAUACGAAACCACUUGUAAAAUCGGAACAGGGUUUUCUGAAGAGGAUUUGGCCUCUUUGAGUUCCAAGCUUAAGGCUACCGAAAUCUCUGCACCCAAGCCAUUCUACACUUACGAUACAAACAAUUCAAAUGCUGUACCUGAUGUCUGGUUCGAGCCUACGACCGUGUUUGAAGUAUUGACGGCAGAUCUCUCUUUGAGUCCGAUCUAUAAGGCGGCUCAUUCAGAGUAUGGAAAAGGUAUUUCUUUGCGUUUCCCUCGUUUCCUUCGUGUGAGAGAUGACAAGGGAGUUGAAGACGCUACAACUUCUUCGCAGGUAGCUGAAUUCUACGAGCGCCAAGCGAAUGUGAAUUGA
Molecule: messenger RNA, 2214 nt
Organism: Candidozyma haemuli
Lineage: Eukaryota; Fungi; Ascomycota; Pichiomycetes; Serinales; Metschnikowiaceae
Product: DNA ligase (ATP)
Exons: 1
Coding region: 1-2214 (737 amino acids)
Biological process (GO): lagging strand elongation; DNA recombination; DNA biosynthetic process
Cellular component (GO): mitochondrion; nucleus
Molecular function (GO): ATP binding; DNA binding; DNA ligase (ATP) activity
Source: RefSeq, a predicted model, not a curated record